This is a messenger RNA of Paramecium tetraurelia, 807 nucleotides long. RefSeq lists its product as uncharacterized. The record is from RefSeq and is a predicted model, not a curated record. The transcript has 4 exons. Lineage: Eukaryota; Ciliophora; Oligohymenophorea; Peniculida; Parameciidae.
AUGCUAAAUAUUACUAAGGCAUUAAAAGACAGUGUUUCAAUUGCUUUUUAGAAAGCCUUUGCUCGUCAUCAUGAUAUCUAAAUCCUAUUUCAAAAUUUAAAGUAUUCAACCUCUUGUCCAGCCACAUUCUCAGAGUAUUAUAAGUCCAAUUAUUAAAAAGAAUGGAAAGAAACUCUGCUCCCAAAAGAUGUGGCUCAUGAAAUUUUGGUUCACUUUUAAUCUCCAACUUGGAAUCAAUUCAAAUUGGUUUCAAAUAUUGAAGUCACUCAAUUAGGAGAUUUACAAUUUCAAAUCAAUAAAUAAUAUUAUGAGCAUCUAAUAAAAUAGAUUGAUAGUACUCCUUGGCCCAAUCUUACUCCUAUUUACAAAACUACCAACAUUUAUGGUCCAUUUAUUAACUUGAAUGGUCCAUUGAAUAAAACAGAUUUGAGAGGACUUCAUAUUUAGAAUAGAUUGUAUUGUAUCUUGUCUAAAUUAAGUGAAAAUUGCAAUAAAUUUAAUAAAAUUACUAAUUAAAUAAGUAAGAAUGAUUAUUUGAUUCUUCCAGCCAAAAUUGUUUGCCAAUCCAUUCAAUUCAUAUCAUUGGGGAUACAAUUAAGUCUUGAAUGAGUCACUUCAUUUUGAUUCCAAAGAUCCCAUAACUCCGCUUUAUGGCAUUGAUGAUGUAGAACCAUUGAUUCCAAGUGUUGAAUUACUUGCUCAUUUUCCUUAAGUCUUAGUUGAGUGUUUAGAAACCAAGUCAUUUAAACAAUUAUACUAAUUUGAGUUAACGUAUCCAAAAUAUUUAUUAAAAUGACAAUUUAGUUA